AUGGAGUUUCAUGCGGUGGCACUGUCAUUCAUCCUCGCGUUGCGAAUCUCUUCUCUUGCUUCUGGGAACAAACUUCAGCCCCAUAUGCCGAACGUCUGCGCGGAGCAGGAGCUGGCGAUUGUGGGGCACCGGCAGCCCUGCGUCCAGGCCUUUGCCCGCACCGUCAAAGUGUGGAAGCAGGACUGCGGAGGACGGCGGUGGUGCACAGGCUACGAGCGGAGAACUGCGUACUACACGGGCUACAGGCAGGCGUACAAGGUGAAACGCCAGACCGUGUACAGGUGUUGCCCCGGGUGGUCCCGGCUGGCAGGGGACGCCGGCUGUCUCUACCCUGUCUGCAGUUACGGGGUUUGUUUCAACGGUGGAAACUGCGGAGAGGGAUCCUCGCAGCUCUGUCAUUGCUCCUCUGGUUUCCAAGGACCUCGCUGCCAGUACGAUGUUGAUGAGUGCCAGGUCCACAAUGGGGGCUGCCAGCACAGAUGUGUGAACACCCUUGGAUCUUACUAUUGUGAAUGCAAGCCAGGCUUUCGCCUGCACACAGAUGGCAGGACCUGCAUCGCUCUGAACACAUGUGCCCUGAACAACGGCGGCUGUGAACACGACUGCGUGCAGGUGACGCUGGCGCAGCACCGGUGCCAGUGCCGGCACAAUUACCAGCUGCGGGAGGACGGCAAGCGCUGCGCCCGUGAGAACCCCUGCACCGAUAGGAAUGGGGGCUGCAUGCACCGGUGCCACAACCACCGUGGAACAGCCCGCUGCGAGUGCCACCCUGGCUACCGGCUGGCGCCUGACAACAAGGCCUGUGAAGACGUGAACGAAUGUCUGACUGGACUAGCCAUGUGCGCACACCAGUGCCUCAACACUCGCGGCUCCUUUAAGUGUACCUGUCACCCGGGCUACGAGCUGGGGGCAGACGGCAAGCAAUGCUAUCGGAUAGAAAUGGAGAUUGUGAACAGCUGUGAAGCCAACAAUGGUGGCUGUUCCCACACUUGCCACCACACCAGCUCUGGCCCAGUCUGUACCUGUAACUUUGGCUAUCGGCUUGAAGAGGACCAGAAGACAUGCACUGAUAUCAAUGAAUGUGACAAUGGUUCCCACUGUUGUCAGCAGGACUGUUACAAUUAUCCCGGAGGCUACGAGUGUGCCUGCUAUGCUGGAUACAGGCUCAGCACAGAUGGCUGUGGGUGUGAUGAUGUGGAUGAGUGCUCCUCAAAUAACGGUGGAUGUGAACACACAUGCCAGAACCAGCUAGGGUCUUUCCAGUGUGGCUGCGAGAUCGGAUACAAACUGGAUGAAGACCGAUGGAGCUGCACCUCUAUAGAGGACCCCGUGGAAGCUCUGGACAGUCGGCACCCCGUUAUCCACCCAAUCCCUCAUGUUGCCAUCCUGCGAGAUGAAUUUACCCAGCUCUUUAAUGAUGACUAUGAAGAAGAGGAGGAAGAGAUGGAAGCAAGAGGAGAGCACACACUUUCAGAAAAAUUUGUCUGCCUGGAGCACACGUUCGGCCCCGACUGCAGCCUGACCUGUGAGGACUGCCAAAACGGAGGCACAUGCAACGCGGAGGAGACCGGCUGCGACUGUCCGGCAGGCUGGACGGGCGUCCUCUGUAACCAGACCUGCCCGGCCAGCACCUUCGGGAGGAACUGCAGCCUGGCCUGCCGCUGCCAGAACGGUGGCACCUGCGACCCCGCCACGGGUGCCUGCCGCUGUCCGCCGGGGGUGGCCGGCGAGCUCUGCCAAGACGGGUGCCCUAAAGGAUUUUUUGGGAAACAAUGCAGGAAAAAGUGCAACUGUGCCAACCGGGGUCGUUGCCAUCGGAUUUAUGGAGCCUGUCUGUGCGAUCCUGGCUUAUACGGACGAUACUGCCAUUUAGUUUGCCCAAAGUGGGCGUUUGGCCCCGGGUGCUCCGAAGAGUGCCGCUGUGUGCAGCAGAACACGCAGGACUGCGACAAGCGGGACGGCUCCUGCCGAUGCAAACCUGGCUACCGCGGCAAGCGCUGUGAGACGAACUGUGACCCUGGCUAUUACGGGGAUGGCUGCAAGAAGAAAUGUAGCUGCCCUCCAGAAGUGUCUUGUGACCGUGUCACCGGAGAGGGCUGGAAAGAGUGUCCCCAAGGCUACCAUGGGGAGCGCUGCGACCAAGAGUGUCCGGAGGGGACGUUCGGGGCGGGCUGCCGGCGGUCCUGCUCCUGCGGGGGAGCGCCCUGCGACCGGAGCACGGGGCAGUGCCUCUGCCUGCCAGGCUGGACCGGACACGACUGCGGCCAAGCUUGCCCCGACGGUCGCUGGGGACUGGGCUGCCAGGAGCUAUGUCCUGAGUGCGCGAACAACGCCAGCUGCGAUCCCGCCACGGGGGCCUGCCUGUGUCCACCCGGCUACACCGGCCGUCGCUGCCAGGAUGUGUGUCCGCCCGGCUGGUUUGGCCCAGACUGCCAGCUGAGCUGCAGCUGUGGGAACGAUGGACAUUGCCAUCCUGUGACGGGGACGUGCAGCUGCGCACCUGGCUGGACGGGGUACAACUGCCAGAGAGCCUGCGAUGAAGGUCGCUGGGGCCCCGACUGUGCUCACACCUGCAACUGCAGCAACAGCGAUGGGAGCUGCAGCGCGGAGACGGGGCAGUGCGUCUGUGAAGCCGGCUACACAGGCAGCCGCUGCGGAGAGAAGUGCCCAGAAGGAUGGUUUGGGCUGAGCUGUCGGCACCGGUGUCAGUGUGACAACGGGGCUGCCUGUGACCACGUCAGCGGGGCCUGUACUUGCAGCCCAGGCUGGAGAGGAACCUUCUGCGAGCACGCCUGUCCUGAUGGAUUUUAUGGACUGGAGUGCCGGGAAGCCUGCGACUGCCUGAACGGCGCCCGCUGUGACCCUGCAACGGGCCGGUGCCACUGCCUCCCCGGCUGGGACGGCCCCCGCUGCGGCCAGGCAUGCCAGGAGAACAGGUACGGCGAGAACUGCAGCCAGACGUGCAACUGUUUCAAUAACGCUACCUGCAACCACGUCAGCGGCCGAUGUCUCUGUGCAGCCGGGUGGACGGGACCCACGUGCCAGCAAGCGUGCCUGGCAGGUUUCUACGGGAGGAACUGCCGCCAGCGCUGCCUCUGCCAAAACGGUGGCACGUGUGACCCCGCCACAGGGCUCUGCGCUUGCCCCGAGGGGUGGACGGGGCUGGCCUGUGAGCUGGAGUGUGCGCAGGGACAGCACGGGGCAGACUGCCGGCAGCGCUGCGAGUGCCGUCACGGGGGGCUCUGCGACCGCCAGAAGGGCCACUGCGUCUGCCAGCCUGGGUGGACGGGCGAGAAGUGCGAGAGCCCCUGCCUGCCGGGUUCGUUCGGGAAGAACUGUGCCAGCCGCUGCGCCUGUCCCCUGGGAGUGCCUUGCGAUCACAUCACCGGCCGCUGCGGCUGCCCGCCGGGCUUUACAGGCUCUGGAUGUGAAAAACCCUGCCUGCCAGGGACCUUCGGCGAGGGCUGUGGUCAGAUCUGCCAGUGUGCCGGAGCCACCCAGGAGUGCCACCCGGUCACCGGGGCGUGCGUCUGCGCCCCCGGCUUCCACGGCCCCGCCUGCCAGCUGGAGUGCUCCCCUGGGUGGUACGGCCCUAACUGUGAAAGGCCAUGCAAAUGCAAGAACGGGGGCCUGUGUGACAUUACCACGGGGAUGUGCCACUGCCCGGCUGGCUACAUCGGUGCCGACUGCAGCAUCGGCUGUCCUGCUGGUCGCUAUGGCACAGACUGUGCACAGGUGUGCCCCUGCGGGGAUGGUGCUACCUGUCACCCCGUCACCGGAGACUGCGUUUGCCCACCUGGAAGAGCUGGUCCCACCUGUGAGCAAGGCUGUGAGAAGCACCGGUACGGGGCGGGCUGCCAGCAGACCUGCUCCUGCCGCAACGGGGGGCUGUGUGAUGCAGCCGACGGCUCCUGUUCAUGUGCGCUCGGGUGGAUGGGGAAAUCCUGUGAAUUAGAAUGUCCGCCGGGAAGGUACGGUGCCAACUGCCAGCUCCACUGCGCCUGCCUGCACAAUGCCACCUGCGACCCGGGGACGGGAACCUGCCGCUGCUCCACGGGCCACUAUGGGCCCCUGUGUGAACACAAUUGUCCCCCGGGCUUCCAUGGAGCUGGCUGCCGGGAGCGCUGCGACUGUGAGCACGGAGCAGGCUGUGACCCAGCCACUGGUCGCUGCCAGUGUCCUGCCGGGCUCCGCGGCGAGCGCUGUCAGACAGGCUGCGAGGAAGGAACGUACGGUGAGGGAUGCCAGCAGCUCUGCGACUGCGUCGGCAAUGCGCCCUGCGACCCAGCCACGGGGCGCUGCCUGUGUCCCCCAGGGAAAACCGGCCUCAAGUGCGGUUCAGACUGCCGGCCGACCAGGUACGGCCCGGACUGCAGCCUGGCCUGCCAGUGCGCACCCAGCAACUCCUACUGCAAUGCUCAGAACGGCCAGUGCCUCUGUCUGAAUGGGUACAUGGGACCGACGUGCCGGGAAGCUGUGCAGCCCCCGGCGCCCACCGGGUCACCUCCGCCCCAGGGGGGGCUCCGGCUGGGCAAGCACUAG
This is a messenger RNA of Nipponia nippon (crested ibis), 4542 nucleotides long. The record is from RefSeq and is a predicted model, not a curated record. NCBI's taxonomy places the organism in Eukaryota, Metazoa, Chordata, Aves, Pelecaniformes, Threskiornithidae.